AUGGCAGACAAGCGGGACAUGGGGAAAAUCGCCAGUGUCAAUAAGGCCAAACUGAAGAAAACCGAGAUGCUGCAGAACACCUUGCUGACCAAAGAGACCAUUGAACAGGAAAAGAGGAGUGAAUUUUCUUAG
Molecule: messenger RNA, 132 nt
Organism: Peromyscus eremicus (cactus mouse)
Lineage: Eukaryota; Metazoa; Chordata; Mammalia; Rodentia; Cricetidae
Product: thymosin beta-10-like
Exons: 1
Coding region: 1-132 (43 amino acids)
Biological process (GO): regulation of cell migration; actin filament organization
Cellular component (GO): cytoplasm
Molecular function (GO): actin monomer binding
Source: RefSeq, a predicted model, not a curated record